GAGGUGGGCAUAAUGGGCGGGAUGGGCAGCUAUGGCAGCGGUUUCUUUGGUACUGCCGGCACAGGGGGGGUCGGUGGCAGUGCUACCUCGGUGGCUAGCGACUACAGCAGCAGCAGCACCAAUUGCUUCUACGCAGCCAAUGCAUCCCAGGCGGCACCGACGCCAAGUGUAGUCAAUCCAACAACAAUGUUGUCCAACUAUUGUGACGCAGCUAUGAUGAUGGCAGCGGCAGCAGUGAAUGCCAAUCAAUGCCUCCAACAGCAUCAUCGAAUGAUGCUCGCCAGCAGCAAUAGCAGCAGCCAAAAUCAGGCGAGCGAUCACAACAGCCACGACUGCAGCGACGACAUGGACGAAACAACUGGUACAACUGUGGAGGCAGGUGCGAUUGCGCCAGCGGCAUCCGCCUCUUCAUCCGCAUCAUCGAGAACAUCGACGGCAUCAACAAGCGCUUCAUCAUUGUCAACAUCAACGCUGGCACUGUCAGCUGCCAAUUCCUCCACUGCCGGCACAGCAACAGCCGCACCUGCGACAGCAGCAGCUGCAACGGCGGCAAUCAUCAGCCAACAAUACCAACAGCAGCAACAACGCAGCGCCCAACACUCACAAUCGCACUCCCAGCUGCAUGCACACCACCCCGGACACAAUCACCACCUCCACCUCCAGCAACCGCAACUGCAACACCAGCAGCUGGCAUCGCCACCAAAUCUAAUCGAUAUUAGCGAAGUUCCUCUCAUUGUCGAUGUCAAGUAAAAGUAUAAACGAGUAGUGUAGUUGUAAUUGCAGAAAAACAGAAAGUAGAAAAUAUCCUUAAAAAAACAAAAACAACAAGAGAAAACACAAAAGAAAGUUGAAAUUAAAAUUUACAUAAACAACAAAAAAAAAAAAAACAAAAAAAAAAUUAAGGAAGCUGAAGUGAAGACAUGAAAUAUUAGCGUAAAUUUUUACCUUUUAGAGUUGUUAAAGCGCAAUUUAUUUGAAAUGGGAACGCUGUCGUGCUUUUGUAAAUAUUUUUAAUUAAUUAAUAUUUAUAUAGUAAUUUAUUUAUUUGUUUAUUAAGUUAUACAAAUGUUUCACCCAAACUAUGAAGCUUGAAGCCAAAACUCCGAGUAGAAAAAAUACAGAAAAAGAAUAGAAGCUGAAGAAAAAUUUAAAAAGUGCAUGCGAAUUAAGGGGGGAAACCGGCUUAGGAGGCCAAAAUUUUGGUGUUUUUCGAGAAGUUUUUGGACAAAGAAGGAAUAAUCAGAAAUUGUUUAAGUUUAGAGGAUAUUUUAUUUAUAUUUUUAGGUACACCUUUACAUUUUUUUUAAGCUAUUUCCGCGGGAGAUAGUGGCGUUAGUGCGUGCUGUCCAUGGACGAUCGCCAUCCGAGUGUCUUGCUGGUCGGAAUUCCUAAAGUUGCAAUUUUUCUCUGAAAUCAACAGCAAUUUUUUUUUAUUAGCAACAUAUUUCUUAAGAAUAUGAACCUAAUUGUGGUAAAAAAAUAUUGAGAAUUGCAUGCUUUUGAGGCGCUUGAACACAAAGUAGUUUUUUUAUACCAUAUUUUUUCAACUACAUAUUUUGCUUAAAAACAAUAUUUUAAAUAAGAAUAUAAUCCCAGAAUUAGGUUCAUAUAAAUUAGAAUUGAAUAAAGAAAAAAUUCCGAAAAAUUUUAGAACGAUUGGUCGAUAACUUUUUAAGCUAGAAUGCCCACCAGUUUGAAAAAAAAUCGUUUCGAGAAAAACACGUUUGAAAUAAAGCAUCGUAUCGUAAGCGCUACGGGGCCGAACCGACGGGCGCUUAAGUGCUCAUAGCAUCGGGAAUAAUACGAAUUCAGCUUUAAAGUUUUUACCACAUAUUCUUGAGUAGUUGUACUAACGAUUUAUGCAAUAAAAAACUCGAUUUUUUGAUCGAUUUAAACCGGCUUCCCCCCUUAAAAAAUCAAGCACCGUUACAAACAUUUUUAAUAGAUUUUACACAACGAGGCUCAAAAUAUUUACAACUAAAUUUGUAUUUGUUUUUUCAAUUUUUUUUUUGUUUUUGUUUUUUUUUUGUUUUGUGUAAAAUAUUCCUAUUCCUAUUCCUAUUUCUGGUAGCUAAUUUUUGUUUUUUUCCAAUUUUUUGUUUUGUUUUUGUAAAAAACUCCUAUUUCUGGUGUCUAAUUUUUUGUUUCUUUUCCAAUUUUUUUUGUUUCUUUUUUUGUGCAAAAAACUCCUGUUUCUGGUGUCUAAUUUUUUUUCCAAUUUAUUUAUUUUUUUUGUUUGUUUUUUUUUUUUUUUGUAAAAAACUACUAUUUCGGGUAGCUAAUUUUUUUCAGUUUUAUUUUGUGUAAAAGACUCCUAUUUAUGGUGUCUAAUUUUUGUUUUUUUCCAAUUUUCUUUUCCCAUUAAUUUUUUGUUUCUUUUUUUGUGUAAACUAUUCCUAUUUCUGGUAGCUAAUUUUAUUCCAAUUUUAUUUUGUGUAAAAAACUCCUAUUUAUGGUGUCUAAUUUUUGUUUUUUUUUUUCAAUUUUCUUUUCCAAUUUUUUUCCUUUUUUUUUGUGUAAAAAACUCUUAUUUCUGGUGUUUAAUUUUUGUUUUUUUUUUUAAUUAAUUUAGUUUUUUUUGUUUUUUUUUUGCAAAAAAUUCUACUCUUGGCGGCUUCAAGUGACAUAUCCUUGAAACAAAGCAAUACACAAAUUGAACACAAACUAGAAGGGAGCAACAGAGUUUCGUUAAACGAAACUUUGCAUGAUUUUCCAAAAGGGCAACAAUUUUCGUAGAUUUAAGCAAACGUGAAACAAAUAUUAAUGAAUGGAAUGGCACUGAAUCUUACUUAAUUUCAGUUUAUACUUUAAUACUUACUUUAAGUUUAAAAAAAGUUUUAUCGCAACAACAAAUUUAUUAACAUUAUUUGUACGCGUAAUUUGAACUAAGCAAAAUAGCUCUUCGAUUUUUAACUUUUUUUAGAAUUUUACUCUUUAAUCUUUCUUCAUUUUACCCAGCUUUAUCAAAUUAUUCAGUCUGUUUUUCGCUUUCAAGUGUCUUUUGUGCUCAACUGUGGCAAUUUUGUGCUUUAAUUCAAUUUUAGAAUUGAGUAAAAUUUUAAAUUUUACAUUUUACCCUUAAAGGUACAGAAAAAAUUAUUUUUAAUUACGCAGAAUUUAAUUAGCAAAUUUUUUAUUUUAUUUUAUGUGAAAUCAAAACCAGUGCAACUUUAGUUUUAAGUUGAAAAAGAAAACAUAUAAUUUUUUU
Molecule: messenger RNA, 3208 nt
Organism: Anastrepha ludens (Mexican fruit fly)
Lineage: Eukaryota; Metazoa; Arthropoda; Insecta; Diptera; Tephritidae
Product: spore coat protein SP96-like
Exons: 1
Coding region: 13-750 (245 amino acids)
Source: RefSeq, a predicted model, not a curated record